This is a messenger RNA of Triticum urartu, 387 nucleotides long. RefSeq names its product basic blue protein-like. The record is from RefSeq and is a predicted model, not a curated record. Gene Ontology annotation, molecular function: electron transfer activity. Gene Ontology annotation, cellular component: plasma membrane. Lineage: Eukaryota; Viridiplantae; Streptophyta; Magnoliopsida; Poales; Poaceae.
AUGGCCUCUCGUAAAGUCGCGCUCGCCGCCAUGGCCGUCGUCAUCGCCGUGGCCGCCUUGCUCCCGGCGACGGCUUCCGCGGCGUCGUACACCGUCGGCGACGACUCCGGGUGGGACAUCGGGAUCGACUACCGCGCCUGGGCCAGCGGCAAGAAGUUCAGAGUCGGCGACACCCUCGAGUUUCUCUACUCGUUGGGGGAGGCCGAGCACAACGUGGUGUUGGUGGACGCGCAGAGCUUCGCGGCGUGCACCGUGCCCAGCAACGCGCCCACGCUCACCACCGGCGACGACACCGUGUCGCUGACGCAGGCCGGGCAGUGGUUCUUCAUCUGCGGCAUCGAGGGCCACUGCCAGGACGGCAUGAAGCUCGCCGUCAACGUCCACUGA